AUGAUCAGGAAUCGUCGAGGCCACUCUGAGCGGGUCGACGCUGUACGCAGAGAGGUAUUAGAAGAAUCGGGACUGCAUUUUGAGCCAAGACAAAUUUCCCUUAUCGAGUCAAAUGGGCCCUUCUGGCUGUCGAUCACUUUCUGGGGCGAAAUCGUUGGAGGAUCGCUCAAGACCGUUCCUGAUGCGGAGUCGCUGGGAGCACGAUGGUUUCCGUUGGAACAAAUCCGAGAAUUCGAGAGAUCAUGGAUCGGAUUAUACCACAGACGACAGUUUAUCCCCUCUCAUGGGGCUAACCUCCAUUCCGGCUUUUGUUUACGGGCCCCUAUUGUACACAUGAUCGAUGCUUCUUUGCGAUGCCGAUCGUGCAACGUCUUCCUUCGUGACUUUUUGCCAUCCAAACCGACUCUGGACAUUCAGUGCAUCCUGUACCGCUUGGCCAUCGUUUGGUUGUCGAAACCGACCGAUCUUCCUUCCCAUCUUCUGGUUCGCAAGAGCGACCCUUCUCGGUUGCCCACAUUCCGGUUAAAUGGUGGUACCCAACUUGAAGUUAUCACCACCUUUCUCCAGUUCAUAUUUUCCCCUGAUGUUACAUUUUGCUCCAAUCUGGGUCACUUCUUCAACGAACAACACAUCCGUGUGUUCGAAGUCAAUUUUAACCCAAGAAGCGACUCAGUAUCUGCUUUGAAUGCCGCAGAUGGACUUCGCUUGUCGCUGCGUGUCAUAUUGCGAGCAAACCAGGAGGUCCUACCUUCGACACUCCCUGAUUUUGAUUGGUGCAGCCUAUCGAGUGAGCAGACGACCGUUGAUACAAGUCAGAUGCCGCCGGUUGUGGAUGAUAAUGCCUUGUUAAGGCAUCUGAUUUCGCUCCCAGCCAAUGAUCCGUCAUUGCCGGCUUUUCUUUUCUGA
This is a messenger RNA of Dicrocoelium dendriticum, 906 nucleotides long. The record is from the annotation of a GenBank genome assembly. NCBI's taxonomy places the organism in Eukaryota, Metazoa, Platyhelminthes, Trematoda, Plagiorchiida, Dicrocoeliidae.